Messenger RNA from Eurytemora carolleeae, 1610 nucleotides. RefSeq names its product metalloendopeptidase OMA1, mitochondrial. The record is from RefSeq and is a predicted model, not a curated record. Gene Ontology annotation, cellular component: mitochondrial inner membrane. The coding region runs from base 253 to 1446 and encodes 397 amino acids. The transcript has 12 exons. Lineage: Eukaryota; Metazoa; Arthropoda; Copepoda; Calanoida; Temoridae. Gene Ontology annotation, molecular function: metalloendopeptidase activity. Gene Ontology annotation, biological process: protein quality control for misfolded or incompletely synthesized proteins; mitochondrial protein processing.
AUCAGUACGUUGUGAUUUUUCAUCCAUUCGACACAACUUUAUCUGAUUUCAAAAACAUCCGAGCUCACCUAGCAGACAUGAAAAUGUUCUAAGAAUGCCCGAUGAUCCAAAACCACUAUGGUUCUCUAUUUUGAGAUUCCUGUUAUCCUAUAGGUUUACACCCAAGUUGAAGAAACUGGGACUGGGUUUAUUUUUCGGACUCAUCUUUGAUUAUAUUACUAACGUUGGACUUACAACAACAAUCUGGUAAACAUGAUGUCAGGGCUGUGUAGAUCCAGUUUUAAGCUUGGUUCAAAGUUUUUGAUCAACAAUUCCUUUUCAACUUCCACUCACAGACCUGCUUUCCCCCCUAUUCUUCUGGCCUUAUCUAAACCUGUAGCUAAGGUUCUCACAGUUAUUCUCGGUAAAGGAGCACGGACUUGGUGGAAAAAACUUCCAGAUAACAAGAAAUACGUGUUUAAACAGAUAUAUCAGGACAACAGAAAGAAAGUGUAUACAGCAGUUGCAGUUUCUACUCUUGGUCUAGGUUACGCUUAUGAAAGCCAUGUUCAGGAAUGUGCUAUAACUGGUCGAAGAAGAUUUGUUGCACUUACUCCGGAUCAAGCAAAGAGGAUUGGAGAAAAGGAAUUCAGAAGUUUGCUGGUGAUUAAUGAGGGUAAUAUAGUUCCUGAAUCUAACCCUGUUUAUGGAAAGGUUGCUGGUGUAGCAAACCAAAUACUUCAAGCAAACAAGGAUCUUCGGCAAAUAUAUGAUAAAACCUGGACCCUAACUGUUGUUGAUGAUACUUCAGAAAAUGCUUUCGUUCUUCCUUCUGGUAAUAUAUUUGUCCUCACUGGUAUGCUCAAGGCAUGCGAGACUCUUGAUGAGCUUGGGAUAGUACUCUCUCAUGAGAUUGCCCAUGUAGUUCUGGGACACGUUGAAGAGAAACUUACUCUUACAUCCUUCGUCCAGCUCGUCCUUCUGAUUCCAAUGGCGGUACUGUGGGCUUUCCUUCCCAACGACGGUAUUGCCUUGGUGUUUAAUUGGUUUAUGGAUACAGUGGUCGACAUAAUGAUCGAGCUCCCCUUCAGCCGAGACAUGGAAACAGAGGCGGACAGGGUCGGCCUUAUCUUAGCUGCCAAGGCUUGUAUUGAUGUGCGCGAAGCGCCAGUUUUCUGGGGUCGGUUGAAACUACUCAGCGAGGAUCCUUCCUUAGAUAAGGAAAUGGAGUUUUCAUCCACGCACCCUUGUCAUGAAACAAGACAGGAAACUUUAACUAAUCUUCUGAAGGAUGCUCUGCAUAUCAGGCAUAGCUGUGGCUGUACUGUUCUGGAUUAUAACCGUGACCCCAUGAAGAAACUUGCUGCGCUUGCCGCGUUUAUGAACAGUAGAAGAAAUACCUCGUCAAAUUCCCGCAGUUUAACAGAUGUUUUAGUAAAUCAAGAUGGCCGAAUUGUCCAAAAAUAAGAAAGUGUAGGAAAAGUCUAUUUCUCUAUUAAUAAAUAUACAAUAUUUAUUUAGAAUACACAUAUUUUGUAUUGUUAACCAUAUUUUUUGUAUGUUGGAAUAUUUUUUGAAUUCAAGUCUGAUCCAGUUCAAUUGUCGAAACUUCUUGUUAUCUGAUUUUCAGA